Messenger RNA from Pistacia vera, 1175 nucleotides. Its product is annotated as transcription factor JUNGBRUNNEN 1. Gene Ontology annotation, molecular function: DNA binding. Bases 189 to 1079 code for a protein of 296 amino acids. The record is from RefSeq and is a predicted model, not a curated record. Gene Ontology annotation, biological process: regulation of DNA-templated transcription. Lineage: Eukaryota; Viridiplantae; Streptophyta; Magnoliopsida; Sapindales; Anacardiaceae. The transcript is spliced from 3 exons.
AAGACUUUUUCUCAUGACUCUUAAUCUCUUGUAGCCUUAUAAUCUCUUCAUAAUGAAAGCACUGACUUGACCAAACGCAAGUACCGCUCAACAUUCUGGUAAGCAGCUUGAUUCUAUAUAUAUAAAGAGCUUCUACUUAAUUUGAGACUGUAUAUACAAGUCCAAAAUAGUAGUAAAGACGGAGAGAGAUGGAGGUGGCAAAGAUGAGUACGUUGUCAGGUAACAAUAACGAUGAAGAAGUUAUGCUUCCAGGGUUUCGGUUUCAUCCUACUGACGAAGAGCUUGUUGGCUUUUACUUGCGACGAAAAGUGGAGAAGAAGCCUAUCAGUAUUGAAAUUAUCAAACAGAUCGAUAUCUACAAAUACGAUCCAUGGGAUCUUCCAAUUAGCACAGUGGGUGGUGAUCACAGGGAGUGGUACUUCUUCUGCAUAAGAGGAAGGAAAUACAGAAACAGCAUUAGGCCAAAUAGAGUGACAGGAUCUGGAUUUUGGAAAGCCACAGGCAUUGACAAGCCCAUCCAUUCAGUAAAAGAACCUCAUGAUUGCAUUGGCCUCAAGAAAUCUUUAGUUUACUAUCGAGGUAGCGCUGGUAAAGGCACAAAAACUGAUUGGAUGAUGCAUGAGUUUCGUCUUCCACCAAAUACAAAAAAUAUCAAAGACAUUGCAAACCAAGAAGCUGAGGUCUGGACACUAUGCAGGAUUUUCAAAAGAGUGCCAACAUACAAAAAGUACACACCACCUUUUAAACAAAACGUCCCAACUAAUUCAAGUUCAAAAACCUGCAGCUUGGAAUCUGAUAUCAGCAGUGAGCAGUACAUGUAUUUUGGAGAUUCAGGUCUUCAACUACAAAAAGAAAGGAAACCACCACCUACCUUUAUCAACCAUGUCGAUGAAAGAAACCAUCUGUUUACGAAUCAGUUUAAUUCUGCAGCACACUCUCCAAAUAGUACAGUAGCCUCUUAUUCGAGCUUUUGGAAUCCAAGAGGAGAUGAUUUCUUUACAUAUGGAAACUGGGAUGAGCUUCGAUCAGUAGUUGAGCUAGCAACUGACCAAUCUCACUUGUAUCAUGACUGUAGAUAAACAUUAUAGUAAUUAGGAAAUUUAAUAAAAUAUUUAGAGGGAGCUAUAACAGUACUUCAUCUUUUUGUCGCCAUAUUUACUGCGUUACUUUGAGUA